AUGACUCACGGUCACUCUGAGCCCGAGCUCCCUUACCACGGCCCCAAGUUUGGCGGCCUUGCAAAGCGAGUUCAUGGAUGGUCAUGGCAGGCGUUCCCGAUUGGUAUGGGUACUGGUGCUGUCUACGUCCUCCUGUCGGCCCUCGACCCCCACCCCGAAUGGGUUACAACGGUUGAAGUGGUAUUCUUCUUCCUUGCCCUUUUCCUGUUCGCGUUGAACAUCUCUACCUUGGCCCUUCAAGGAAUCUUGUAUCGGGAGCAAUCCAAGCGAUUGCUAUUUGACCCUGUCAAGGGCGUCUUUGUCCCUCUCUGCGUCCUUUCGUUUGCGACCCUUAUCAUCGGUACCAUUCAAUAUGCGGUUCCCGUUGGCAUCAUACACCCCGGCUUCAUCUAUGAGCUCUUCUGGGUUUAUGUGUUCUUUGCCGUCGGUGUUUGCUUCCCUAUGCUUAUGAUUUGGUUCAACAAGCCCCAUGACAUCAAGACUUUCACCCCGGCUUGGGCUUUCUUGAUCUUCCCAAUGAUGCUUGUCGGUGUCGUGGCAUUCAACGUACUCAAGGUCAUCCCGGUCACGGAUCCUCGCUGCAUCGGUGUUCUUCUUGUGGGCUACGUCUUCCAAGGUCUCGGCUUCUUCAUGACCUUCUUCUACCUGGCCAUCUACAUUCUCCGUAUCAUGACCACUGGAUUCAUGGAUGGUCAUCAAGCCAACGGUGCCUUUGUCGCCUGCGGUCCCCCAGGAUUCACGGCCCUCGCUCUUAUCAACCUCGGCAAGCAGGCCCGUAUCAUCUUACCCGCUUACAACUUGGUCUCUCCUCAAGCUGGAGAAAUCUUCUUCGCUGCCAGCGUCAUGGGCGCUUUGCUCUUGUUCGGCCUUGCUGUCUUUUUCUUCUUCUUCGGUAUCCUUCCUUACUGGUUCAAGCUCCACAAGCACCUCAGUGAGAUUCUCGGAUGCUGGGCUCUCACUUUCCCCAACGUUGGCUGGAUCAAUACACUCCGUGCGUUGGGCGACAUCUUUGGCAUCAAGGGCUUCUCCGUUUGGCAUGCAAUCAUGACCUUCCUGGUCUGCAUGGUCUGGCUAAUCCUUUUCGGGUUGACCGUCUUGGCCUUCGUCCGUGGCAAGAUUUUCUUGGCCAAGGACGCCGACGUCUGGAGGGAUACCAUGAGUGGAGAUGAUGCUGCUCGCAACGCUGCGUCCCAGGUAGCUCCUGGUCUUGUGAGCGAACAAAGCAGUGUUGUCAACCUCCCUUACACCGCCCCGCGGUUCCACCUCGCGGUGACUACGUUGAUAUCGAGAAACAGCAAGGGGGAGCGCCCUUGGGUUGUCGAUAACAACCGUUUCUAG
Messenger RNA from Rhizoctonia solani, 1338 nucleotides. RefSeq names its product C4-dicarboxylate transporter/malic acid transporter. The transcript has 7 exons. The record is from RefSeq and is a predicted model, not a curated record. Bases 1 to 1338 code for a protein of 445 amino acids. Gene Ontology annotation, biological process: malate transmembrane transport. Gene Ontology annotation, cellular component: membrane. Lineage: Eukaryota; Fungi; Basidiomycota; Agaricomycetes; Cantharellales; Ceratobasidiaceae. Gene Ontology annotation, molecular function: malate transmembrane transporter activity.